This is a messenger RNA of Branchiostoma floridae (Florida lancelet), 3820 nucleotides long. RefSeq lists its product as uncharacterized. Gene Ontology annotation, biological process: regulation of apoptotic process. Bases 18 to 2993 code for a protein of 991 amino acids. Lineage: Eukaryota; Metazoa; Chordata; Leptocardii; Amphioxiformes; Branchiostomatidae. The transcript is spliced from 3 exons. Gene Ontology annotation, molecular function: protein binding. The record is from RefSeq and is a predicted model, not a curated record.
CCUUACUCGGUCCCACCAUGGCUGGACUAUCACCCCGAGCGAGACUGUAUCAGAGAAUCAACGACAGCCUCUCGGAAGAAGAAGUCAGAAGCCUGAGAGCCAUGCUGGUUUCUGAUGAGCACCUCGGGAAGGCAAGAGUAGAAAGCGCCACGCCUCAGGAGAUGUUCAACAUGUUAGAAGACGACAACAAGAUCGGAAAGGGAAACCUAGCGCUACUGGUGGACUUGCUGAAAGUCCUUGGAAGAGCAAAGUUAGCUCAAGAAGCUGAGGACGUGGCUGAAGCUGAUGAGGCAGGAGCUUUAGAAGCACCGGUAUCUGCUGGUAUUGGGGCUGUCCAUGGAGAAGCAAAGUCAGCUCAAAAAGCAGAAAACACGACAAAAGGUGACGAGUUAGGAGGAGGGCCAGGGGAUGUCAGUGACGUCAUCAUCUGCCCGAGGGACCUUUACGCUACAGAGUAUGCGCAUGUGCAGCCUCUCCCGUGGUGCGAAGAUCUCAACCUAGAUCUGGGAGAAGUCUACACCAACCUGCAACUUCAGCGUAGAGACGAAAGGGGGCGCUUUAAGGGCACAUCUACUGUUGUAAGCUUAGCAGAUAUUUUUAAGAGAGCUGAAGGUGAACCUAAGAAAGCUGAUUGUAGGUCAUAUGUAAGAAAGAUAAGGGUAGAGGGGCCCCCUGGUGUUGGAAAGUCGUGCUCUUGUCAGAAACUGGCUCAUGAUUGGUCGUCUGGGAAAUUGGGCAGUUUCAAGGCUGUGUUCUUUCUGGAGUUAAGGCACUUGUUUGGUAAGGUAAAAGAUGCCAUAUUUGAGCAACUCCUACCAAAGGACACAGAUAUAAGCCCAGAGCAGCUCUGGUCCUAUAUCAAAAAGAAUCAGAAUGAGGUUCUGUUUAUCCUUGAUGGUUUGGAUGAGCUCAGCCAGAAAGCCAGGGAGAGUACAGAUGUAGUGGACUUGAUUCAAGGUAAAAUCCUCAGGAACUGUCAUGUCAUUGUGACCUCCAGGCCGUACCACUGUGUCAAAGAUCUACAUAACUGUCACGAGUUUAACAGAAUCCUAGGAUACAGUGAGGAAAAUUCUUUGCAAUGCAUACAUAAGUAUUUCAGCGAAGCACCCGAAUCUGCCACGAAGCUUGUAGAACAGCUGACAAGUGACAGAAACAUUGCAGAAAUAGUCGUUAAUCCCCUCAACAAUGUGCUUAUAUGUGUCGUCUGGGAAGACGGUGGGGAGAAACUACCCAAGAGCAAAGCUGACCUAUACAAAAUGAUGGUGUAUUCAGUCGCCAAGAGGUACUGUGGAAAGGAAGGCAUUCCUCUCAAAGGCAGCACAUUACCCUCUAACAUACAUGAAGCCUUGCGAGGUCUGGGGAAACUGUCCUGGGAGGGACUACAACAGGAUCAACUCCAGUUUAACAUAGAUGAUAUAAGACAGGAGUAUGUGGCCAAUGCCGAUGACAUGUUGUCCAUGGGCCUACUUACCAGAGAUCGCUCAUUCUCCAGAAUCGAACGCACCUGGAACGGUGCCUUCUUACACAAAACCUUUCAGGAAUACAUGGCCGCGUAUUAUAUCAGUGAGUUAAUCAAGAAUGAACGUAAGAGAGAGAAGGGUAUAGAAUGCCUCCGUUGUGUGUUUGGCAUGACAGAGCCAUCUAAUGAGUAUAGCCUGGUAUUCGAAAGCCGCCAUAGGUAUAAAGAGGUGCAAGACAUGUUGCCUGAGGUCCUGGGUGAAAAUUCAGGCCAACUGUUUGAGUUGUUUGUAGAAGAGCUUACCAACACUGAAGUCGAUGAGGGCGACAGGGCUCUUUUGUCAUUUAUCUGCGUUAUGUCACUUGGAAGGGCAUGUAAAGAUGGGAAACUGGCGGAGAUUGUGGCACCAUGUUUUUCUCCGCGCAUGACCAACGGAACGGGUUAUUAUGGGGAUACAGACCCUAUAUCCGGUGAUGAUUGUUUUAAGAUGAUUGAUGAUAAUGCUAGGUGGUUUGAUGGCUUCUUACAGAUACUCAGCUGUCAGAAGAAACUCGCUAUGGGUCCGAACCCAAGGUUAUUGCAGCAUCUUACGAUUGACUGCUAUGCUAUCGGAUACGUUUUACAGCAACAUCAGCUCGUUGAGUUAGAGAGUACAUUGUCGGAUUGUGUAACAUUGCGUUCGUUGGAUCUAUGGUACAGUGAUGACUUUAAUCAAAUAAGUUUUAGUAGCGGUAUUGUUUACGAAGGUCAUAUGUUCACGACAGAUGAGGAACAAGAAAUCCCCCUAGUUACCAUGCUCAUUCCUCGCUGUGGGAUAGAAAGUGUUUCCAUAGAAUUGUCGGCAAAGAUUUUGGAACAUCUGUCAGAACUACCAAGGCUAGAACAUGUCGACGUCCGAGAAGGGUGGCCCUGUAAUGAAAUAGACUUCCCUAAGUACGACAGCAUGUUGGCUGAGAUGGUUAGGAAGCAGAGUUGCCUGAAAACCCUACGAGUAUGUGGGUGUGUGACAAAAUCUAAAGGAACCGGGAAGUUUGAUAACCUAAAAGCUACUCUGCUGAGAAUCUCUGAACGCAGCACACUGGAGGUCGUGGCUUUAGUUGUCUUACUAACAGACAGUGAUCCUAGUCUUGGUGAGCCACCGCAAGAACUUCCGGAUGAGCAUGCGUCAGCAGAAAUAAUGGUACAGAAACUCACAGAAUGUAUCAAUAGAAAUAGAACACUGAUGGAUCUACAAAUCAGGUACGAGAUAUAUACUAAGUUCUACAAGCCGAUCUGUAGCAGUCAGUCAGUUUCCAAGCUCUGCUCAGCGAUAGAGAGGAACAAAACCUUGAAGUCAUUGACUGUAGAGGGGGUGUUCUCGGAAUCAGAUGCACAUCAGGAGUUAAUCGACCAGCUAAUGAUGAACAAGCCUGAGAAAUUUGAAGAGCUUAAAAUAACCAUGUUCAAAGAGGAAGACAAAAUGCACAGUAGCUAUUUUUUAACUUGCAGUGCUAGAGAAAUUCUCAAUUGGCCACUACCUCCCGAUCUACAGUAGAUGUCUCGAAUUAUUGCGGGCCAUGGUCAUGAAGAAAUAAACUUGCUCAAGGGAAAUGAGUGCAUUGACGGAUAUUCACGAGCUCUUUGGACCUCAAUGUAUCACAUUCUGUAGAAUCAGAGCAGCACAGGGUCAUUCUGAUAAGGGCACGACUAAAUUUCCUCUCAUAUGAAUUACGAAGUCAACUAUUUCCUUUAGGUUUAUUCAAAUUUUAUGUAAACUAAGUAUGAUAAUAAUCAUUUUAUUUUACGUGUACUUCUAUAUAGCCAGUACAAUUCAUCAAUAGUUUAAAACCUAUAUACAUCACUUUGUUUUGUUUUCCAUAGCAUAUGCACCGCUUUGUUUUCCAUAGCAUAUGCAUGUAAAAUUCUUAAUCUAGUUUAACAUUAAUUAAUGUAUAAGUUUAGUUUUCUUCUGUUUUUUAUUUUUAUUUUAGACCGCUUGUGGUCAUCUGAGCAAUUAGCUUAAACAAAGACUAUUAUUAUUCUGUAAAUUAAGUGGAAAUGCCCGGGCUAGGUAUCAUUUUGUACGAAGCAUUGGAUUUUGUUUGCUUACACUGACAGUAUUAAUCAUAGAAAAAUCGAAAAGAAUAUUAUAAUUGUAAGAUAAUGUAGCUGAUUUGUCAAGUAGACCAAGAUUACGCUGAAGAAAAGAGUUGGGACUCAGUGGUUCGCCAGUUUGAUAUACACCUUCAAAACCCCAGCAUUUCUCAAGAUAAAGCCUUUUACUGUUUCACAUUGUACCAGUUCUGGCUGGUUCACAGUCAGAAUUGCCCUAACGAAAGUGACAGACGGUCGCCAUGAAAAUAAAGUUGUGGUUGUUUAAAA